This is a messenger RNA of Engraulis encrasicolus (European anchovy), 1280 nucleotides long. RefSeq names its product ribonucleotide reductase M2 b (gene rrm2b). Gene Ontology annotation, molecular function: ribonucleoside-diphosphate reductase activity, thioredoxin disulfide as acceptor. NCBI's taxonomy places the organism in Eukaryota, Metazoa, Chordata, Actinopteri, Clupeiformes, Engraulidae. The coding region runs from base 53 to 1123 and encodes 356 amino acids. Gene Ontology annotation, cellular component: cytosol. The record is from RefSeq and is a predicted model, not a curated record. The transcript is spliced from 9 exons. Gene Ontology annotation, biological process: deoxyribonucleotide biosynthetic process.
UCCACGGAUGACAUAAGCUUGAUAAAAGACUCUGCUACUGUUGUGAAGCACCAUGGAACAGAACAAUGGUACGGCUUUCCGGACCGACAUUCAACCGUGUCAGAAUGGCCACACAGCCAACGGCAUGGAGAAAAUGCCUGAUAACAAAGACAACGAAGACGAGCCACUGCUAAGAGAAAACCCAAGGCGGUUUGUCAUCUUCCCCAUCCAGUACCCAGACAUCUGGAGGAUGUACAAGCAAGCCCAAGCAUCCUUCUGGACAGUGGAAGAAGUAGAUUUAUCCAAAGAUCUCGUACACUGGGACAGCUUGAAGCCAGAUGAACGACACUUCAUAUCUCAUGUGUUGGCUUUCUUUGCUGCUAGUGAUGGUAUAGUGAACGAGAACCUUGUCCAGAGGUUCAGCCAGGAGGUCCAGGUUCCAGAGGCUCGCUCUUUCUACGGCUUCCAGAUCCUCAUCGAGAACGUCCACUCAGAGAUGUACGGCAUGCUCAUCAACACGUACAUCAGAGACCUCCAGGAGAGGGACUACUUAUUCAAUGCCAUCCAGACCAUGCCCUGUGUGAAGAGGAAAGCAGACUGGGCUAUACAGUGGAUCUCAGACAGCAAGUCAACCUUUGGGGAGAGACUGGUUGCGUUCGCUGCAGUGGAGGGUAUUUUCUUCUCGGGGUCCUUUGCUGCCAUCUACUGGCUGAAGAAGAGAGGCUUGAUGCCCGGACUCACCUACUCCAACGAGCUCAUCAGCAGGGAUGAGGGUCUGCACUGUAAUUUUGCCUGCCUGCUGUACAGUCACCUGGUGAAGAAGCCGGCGGGGGACAGAGUCAAAGACAUCAUCACCAAAGCCGUCAGCAUCGAGCAGGAGUUCCUGACAGAGGCGUUGUCUGUGGACCUCAUUGGCAUGAACUGCAACCUGAUGAAGCAGUACAUUGAGUUUGUGGCUGACCGACUGCUCAUAGACUUGGGAAUGUGCAGAGUAUACAAGGCUGAGAACCCAUUUGACUUUAUGGAGUCAAUCUCAUUGGAAGGGAAGACCAACUUCUUUGAGAAGAGAGUUGCUGAAUACCAGAGAUUUGGAGUGAUGUCAAGUAUGAAGGACUGUACAUUCACCCUAGAUGCUGACUUUUAAUCUAACAAAAAAUAUUUAUUAUAGUUUUUAUUUUUUGGUGUUUUACGAUGGAGUCUGUUACAUAUCACGGUCCUCAGAGACUUACAUUACAGGUUAAGAAAUGCUUGCUGUGUGUGUGUGUGUGUGUGUGUGCGCGUGCCUGCGUGCGUGCAUGCGU